Cygnus atratus (black swan) is the source of this 1635-nucleotide messenger RNA. RefSeq names its product phospholipid phosphatase 7 (inactive) (gene PLPP7). The record is from RefSeq and is a predicted model, not a curated record. Gene Ontology annotation, molecular function: sphingosine-1-phosphate phosphatase activity. Gene Ontology annotation, cellular component: nuclear envelope. NCBI's taxonomy places the organism in Eukaryota, Metazoa, Chordata, Aves, Anseriformes, Anatidae. The transcript is spliced from 3 exons. The coding region runs from base 279 to 1166 and encodes 295 amino acids.
UUAACCUUUUUCCCUGGCACUGGAGUGGCUGCCAAGCCUGGCAUUAACUUUCCUUCCAAGCUUGCUAGGCCCAUGAAGUAAACAGCCAUGUGCAUUCCUUACUCUAUAUUUAACAGCUGCAGUCUGUGCUGGGGGCAACUGCAACAGAGGGGAACCUUUGUAGCUUCCCAAAUCCCCAGCUCGUGAGGGUGGGAGUGGGGGAAGCUUUCCGCAAGGAGAAGAGGGAUUUCUCUCCUUCUCGGUGUUUGCAAAGCAGGUUCCGUUAGCGAGAGACUGCAAUGCCAGCAUCCCAGCCGCGGUCCAGGGCACGAGACAGGAACAAUGUCCUCAACAGGGCUGAGUUCCUCUCCCUGAACCAGCCGCUGAAAGGGACCCAGGAGAGCAGGAGCCAGGGGAGGAAGCAGAGCGGCCAGGCGGGAGCAGCCGGCGCCCAGAACAGCAGCCCCAAGGAGCGGAGGCAGUCGCAGCAGCUGCCUGAAGAGGACUGCAUGCAGCUCAACCCCUCCUUCAAGGGAAUCGCCUUCAACUCCCUGCUGGCCAUCGACAUCUGCAUGUCCAAGCGGCUGGGAGUGUGUGCCAACAGAGCGUCGUCCUGGGGAGGCGCCCGCUCCAUGAUCAACCUCCUGGGGAUAACGGGGCACGGGAUCCCCUGGAUCGCGGGCACGCUCAUCUGCCUGGUGAAGAGCAGCACGCUGGCAGGCCAGGAGGUCCUCAUGAACCUGCUGCUAGGCAGGUCGCUGGCCUCUGCGGUUGGGGUUCCUCCUCUGUGCGGUGAUGAUAACGGUGCUCGCCUGCUCACGGCCCUGCUGCUGGACAUCAUGAUCGUGGCGGGCCUGCAGAAGCUGGCCAAGCGGAAGGGCCCGUACGACGUGAGCCCAGGCUUGUUGGACUACCUGACCAUGGACACCUACGCGUUCCCGGCCGGGCACGCCAGCCGGGCGGCCAUGCUCUCCAAGUUCUUCCUCAACCACCUGGUGCUGGCCAUCCCCCUCCGCAUCCUGCUGGUCCUUUGGGCCCUCUGCGUGGGCUUUUCCCGCGUCAUGAUCGGACGGCACCACAUCACCGAUGUCCUCUCCGGCUUUGUUUUCGGCUACUUGCAGUUUCGGCUGGUGGAGUUGAUAUGGAUGUCUUCCAACACGUGCCAGAUGUUGAUAUCGAUCUGGUGAACGUGGGGGACUUGGUGCCUUUGCACUGGAAACUAGCAGAUACGUUCAGAGUCUCCCUCCCGGUAUUUUCUACAUGUUGUUUGUCGGAAACAGUUGCACCUUCCAUGAGUAGUGGCGUUUUUUAAUGUUGCUUCCCCGCCUGGAAAAAAAAAAAAAAAGAGUUUCUUGCAAUGGGUUGGGUUUUAGCACCCAAGGGCCGUACCUGUGAUUUCGGCCAUAUUCUCAAACUAGAGUUGGACAGCAAUCAAAUUAAGCUUUACGGGUGAGAGAAGUGAGCUACAUGUCUGCCUUGGGGUGGCUCACAGCAGCACCUCGGUACGUCCUCAGCAUGGGCAGUGCCUGAGAGCCUCCUGAGGACACGUUCGUUAACGUUUUUGAGGCUAAAUGAUUUGGGCCGCAGUGCUGCGACUGUGUCUUGUACAGUCAGGGCACUGCUGGCGUUUCGCAGUUAAUAAAUAAUCCUAAAAAU